CGGACAGGUCCCCUGCACACUCGCACAUCUAUCUCAUGGUGUCCCAAGCACAGCAAGAGCCAGCAGCUCUGCCUCACAGCAGCAGCAGCAUCGCCAAGGCCAAGCUCGCAGCCGCCGCGUCCAUGGACACUAGCCCGGCCCCGCCUGUCCUCCUCCGCGCCCCGACUCCCAGCAUUGACCUCCCCGCGGCCAAGCAGGACUCCAGGGCCGACGCGGCGGCCAGCAAGGCGUUCGACCUGGGCCGGGAGCCCAAGAUCCCGGCGCCGUUCGUGUGGCCGCAGGACGACGCGCGGCCGGCCGCGGCCGCGGCGCUGGACGUGCCGGUAGUGGACGUGGGCGUGCUGCGCAAUGGCGGCGGCGACCGCGCGGCGCUGCGGCGCGCCGCGGCGCAGGUGGCCAAGGCGUGCGCGACGCACGGCUUCUUCCAGGUGUGCGGGCACGGCGUGGACGCGGCCCUGGCGCGCGCGGCGCUGGACGGCGCCAGCGACUUCUUCCGGCUGCCGCUGGCGGAGAAGCAGCGCGCCCGGCGCGUGCCGGGCACCGUGUCCGGGUACACGAGCGCGCACGCCGACCGGUUCGCGUCCAAGCUCCCCUGGAAGGAGACCCUCUCCUUCGGCUUCCACAACGGCGCCGCGUCGCCCGUCGUCGUGGACUACUUCGCCGGCACCCUGGGCCGGGAUUUCGAGGCAAUGGGGCGCGUGUACCAGAGGUACUGUGAGGAGAUGAAGGCUUUGUCGCUGACGAUCAUGGAGCUGCUGGAGGUGAGCCUGGGCGUGGAGCGCGGCUACUACCGGGACUUCUUCGCGGACAGCCGGUCCAUCAUGCGGUGCAACUACUACCCGCCGUGCCCGGAGCCGGAGCGCACGCUGGGCACGGGCCCGCACUGCGACCCCACCGCGCUGACCAUCCUCCUCCAGGACGACGUCGGCGGGCUGGAGGUUCUCGUCGACGGCGAGUGGCGCCCCGUCGUGCCCGUGCCCGGCGCCAUGGUCAUCAACAUCGGCGACACCUUCAUGGCGCUGUCCAACGGGCGGUACAAGAGCUGCCUCCACCGCGCGGUGGUGAACCGGCGGCAGGAGCGGCGGUCGCUGGCCUUCUUCCUGUGCCCGCGCGCGGACCGGGUGGUGCGCCCGCCGCCCAGCGGCGCCGUCGCCGCGGCGCCCCGCCGCUACCCGGACUUCACCUGGGCCGACCUCAUGCGCUUCACGCAGCACCACUACCGCGCCGACACCCGCACGCUCGACGCCUUCACCCGCUGGCUCUCCCGCGGCCCGGCCCAGGACGCCGCCGCGGCUACCACCUAGCGGCGGCGGCCAAGUCUCUUUCGCCGGGCGGGCGGGGUCCCAGCCCACGUGCGCCCCCAGGUGGGGCGGGCCCGUGGGCAGGUGGCGGCCUCGUGCCCCGCGGGCCCCGCGCCGGCUUCCCAUUUUUGGACGCUGCCGUGCGCGCGCGUGCCGGCUGCGUGCGCGACGACGGCCUACUGCUACACCUACCUCCUAGUGUACAUAUACAAACAUAUAUAUACAUAUAUAUAAGCAAGCGCGCGCUUUUUUUCUUCUUCUUAUUUUGUCUCCAAUCGCUUGCUCGUGAUGCGAUGGAUGAUGGAUCGAUGUUUGUACUCAACCACGUAGAUGGGCCGGCUCGUGUUUUUUUUUUUAAAUAAGGCUCGUGAAAUUUUCGAAAUC
Panicum virgatum (switchgrass) is the source of this 1685-nucleotide messenger RNA. Its product is annotated as gibberellin 20 oxidase 2-like. Gene Ontology annotation, molecular function: gibberellin 20-oxidase activity. The coding region runs from base 36 to 1304 and encodes 422 amino acids. NCBI's taxonomy places the organism in Eukaryota, Viridiplantae, Streptophyta, Magnoliopsida, Poales, Poaceae. The transcript is spliced from 3 exons. The record is from RefSeq and is a predicted model, not a curated record. Gene Ontology annotation, biological process: gibberellin biosynthetic process; unidimensional cell growth; flower development.